CGCGACAUUGGACCAAGUAUACUCAAGCUAGUAGCAACAGCAUGCCUGCUGAAAAGAAACAGACCGCGAAGGGCCGAUCGCAUAGCAAAGGAAUACCUACUGGCAAGUCCUUUGGUGCCGACAAGGCAAGUGCUCGUCCUAAAAAGACCCCUUCCAGCAGCACAACAGCCAAACCAAAGAAAGGCUUCUCAUUCAAAGCAUUGCCGGCUGAUGCAUACCGUGGCAAGCAAGAUAGAUUGAAGGAGAACCUGAUACAGAAGGCGAAACUCAAGAAGAAGUAUGCAAAAGUACUCAAGGAGGAAGGGUACCUGGGUGAAGAGCCGACCGAGGCGCCUGCACUGGCGAAAAAGAUGAAGAAUCAAGAGACUGAAGAAGAUGAGGGAGAGGCGAUGCAAGCACCGUGGCUGCAAAAGACUGUCGUCGAUGAUUGGAGUGAUGAAGAUGAGGAUCCUCUGGACAAGACUCCUGCCGCAGCUGCUAUCAAGAAGAUUCGCCAAGAUCAACGGAAAGCGAAAGCCCAGCAAGCUGCAGAAAGGGAAGAAGCCACAGCUACAGAGUCCGAUCAAGCAGAAGAGAGUGCUGUGGUCGAGAAGAAGACCAGAAUGUCCACUGGCAAGGCACUCAAGGCUGUUUCCGAGAAACGCACAGGCUUCCAACCGUAUGAUGCUUCAAAGCGAAGAACAAAGUUUACAUCUGCUGAGAAGGAAGCGCGGUCAGUACGGCAACAACAUGCAGACGAAGCUGCUCAACUAGAAGCAAAAGUACGUGAGCUGACUGAACGCAAGAGGCAGCGUGCUUUGGCAACCAAGCGAGAACAUUCAAUGACGAAACGAGGGCAGCCACGGAUGGGCGAUCGCAUCAAGAAUCUGCUCAGCAAGUUGCAAGGCCAAGUCUAGCACUAUCGCUCACUGCAUCAAGUAAAUAUUUGUAUGCCUAAUGAAAUGCUCUAUGCCGACUGAA
Molecule: messenger RNA, 960 nt
Organism: Protomyces lactucae-debilis
Lineage: Eukaryota; Fungi; Ascomycota; Taphrinomycetes; Taphrinales; Protomycetaceae
Exons: 1
Coding region: 42-896 (284 amino acids)
Source: RefSeq, a predicted model, not a curated record